AUGUCAGAGCCCAACAGCCCGGGUGAGAGCCGGUGUGGCGCUCCCAGAUUCUUCGUGGGCUGCGAGGACGAUGAGAGCGAGGUCCUGGAAGAUAGCAUAAGGACAGAUAUGGAGCUGUAUGAGGACGGUGAAGACACAGACUCGCCCCCAGAGAGACAGAUUGUCGUGGGGAUCUGUUGCAUGAUGAAGAAGUCAAAGUCCAAGCCGAUGACCCAGAUCUUGGAGAGGCUUUGCAGGUUCGAGUACAUCACUGUGGUCAUCUUCCCAGAGGAUGUCAUCCUCAACGAGCCCGUGGACAAAUGGCCUCUUUGUGACUGCCUCAUCUCCUUCCACUCCAAGGGAUUUCCGCUGGAUAAGGCCGUGAGCUAUGCCAAACUAAGAAAUCCUCUGCUCAUCAAUGACCUGAAUAUGCAGUAUUACAUACAGGACAGGAGAGAGGUGUAUCGCAUCCUGCAGGAGGAAGGGAUUGAUCUACCACGCUAUGCUGUGCUGAACCGUGACCCCGAUAAACCAGAUGAGUGCAACCUCGUAGAAGGAGAGGAUCAUGUGGAGGUGAACGGAGAAAUCUUCCAGAAGCCUUUUGUUGAGAAGCCCGUGUGUGCCGAGGACCACAACGUCUACAUCUAUUACCCCACAUCGGCUGGUGGUGGAAGCCAGCGACUCUUCAGAAAGAUUGGGAGCCGGAGCAGCGUCUACUCGCCAGAGAGCAGCGUGAGGAAGACGGGCUCUUACAUCUAUGAAGAGUUCAUGCCAACAGAUGGCACAGAUGUUAAGGUGUACACGGUGGGACCGGACUACGCUCAUGCCGAGGCCCGAAAGUCUCCUGCUUUGGACGGGAAGGUGGAGAGAGACAGCGAGGGCAAGGAGGUUCGUUACCCCGUCAUGCUGUCAGCCAUGGAAAAACUGGUGGCUCGUAAGGUCUGCCUGGCAUUCAAGCAAACAGUGUGCGGCUUCGACCUUCUGCGGGCCAAUGGACACUCCUACGUGUGCGAUGUCAACGGUUUCAGUUUUGUGAAGAACUCGAUGAAGUACUACGAUGACUGCGCCAAGAUCCUCGGGAAUAUUGUGAUGCGUGAACUGGCUCCGCAGUUUCAGAUUCCUUGGUCUAUCCCUACUGAGGCUGAAGACAUCCCCAUUGUUCCCACCACUUCAGGGACCAUGAUGGAACUUCGCUGUGUCAUCGCCGUUAUCCGACACGGAGACAGAACGCCCAAACAGAAAAUGAAGAUGGAAGUUCGCAACCCAAUGUUCUUUGAUCUGUUUGAGAAAUAUGGAGGAUACAAAACUGGGAAAUUAAAGCUCAAAAAACCAAAACAACUGCAGGAGGUGCUGGACAUCACCCGGCAGCUGUUAGCAGAGAUCGGGCAGCAGAACGACUGUGAGAUAGAAGAGAAGAAGUCCAAACUGGAGCAGCUGAAGACGGUUCUGGAGAUGUACGGUCACUUCUCGGGGAUCAACAGAAAAGUGCAGCUUACUUACCUGCCCCAUGGGCAGCCCAAGACCUCGAGUGAAGAGGAAGACACUCGUAAGGAAGGGCCAUCGCUGCUGCUGGUGCUGAAGUGGGGGGGGGAGCUGACCCCCGCUGGCAGAGUGCAGGCUGAAGAACUGGGGAGAGCCUUCCGCUGUAUGUACCCUGGAGGACAAGGAGACUAUGCUGGAUUUCCAGGCUGCGGGUUACUGCGCCUACACAGCACCUACAGACACGACCUGAAGAUAUAUGCGUCUGAUGAAGGCAGGGUGCAGAUGACAGCUGCUGCUUUUGCAAAGGGUUUGCUGGCCCUGGAGGGCGAGCUGACUCCCAUCCUGGUUCAGAUGGUGAAGAGUGCCAACAUGAACGGGUUGCUGGACAACGACAGCGACUCGCUGAGCAGCUGCCAGCACCGUGUCAAAGCUCGGCUCCAUGAAAUCCUGCAGAAGGACAGAGACUUCACCGACGAGGACUACGACAGGCUAGCACCAACCUGUAGCGCCUCUUUGGUGAAUUCAAUGAAGAUCGUUAAGAACCCAGUGGCCACAUGUGACCAGGUUUACGCCCUCAUUCAGAGCCUCACCUCCCAGAUCCGCAAAAGGAUGGAAGACCCCAAGUCUGCAGACCUGCAGCUGUACCACAGCGAGACGCUGGAGCUGAUGUUGCAGCGCUGGUCCAAGCUAGAGAGAGACUUCCGCAUGAAGAACGGCCGCUACGACAUCAGUAAAAUCCCCGACAUUUACGACUGCGUCAAGUACGACGUCAUCCACAACGCCACCCUCGGCCUCGAGGACACCCUGGAACUGUUCAGACUGUCUCGAGCUCUGGCUGACAUAGUCAUCCCACAGGAAUAUGGCAUAAACAGAGUGGAGAAACUGGACAUAGCAUACGCCUACUGCCUCCCACUGGUCAGAAAGAUCCAGCUGGACCUGCAGAGGACUCACGAGGACGAGUCUGUCAACAAGCUGCACCCUCUGUACUCUCGAGGAGUGAUGUCUCCUGGACGCCACGUCAGGACCCGUCUGUAUUUCACCAGUGAGAGCCACGUCCACUCCCUGCUCAGCAUUUUCCGCUACGGGGGCUUGCUUGAUGAGGAGAAGGACCAGCAGUGGAAGCGUGCCAUGGAUUACCUCAGUGCUGUCUCCGAGCUCAACUACAUGACUCAGAUUGUCAUCAUGCUGUACGAGGACAACAAUAAGGACAUCUCCUCUGAGGAGCGCUUCCAUGUGGAGCUUCACUUCAGCCCCGGGGUGAAAGGUGUUGAAGAGGAGGAGAACGCUCCCACCGGCUUUGGCUUCAGGCCCGCCUCUGCAGAGGUAGCACGGCAGAACGGGCAAAAACAACCCGACCCCAGCAGCCUGGAGGACCUGUCGCGGGAUGAAACCGACCGGGCUGUGCCGCUGUCUGAGCCAAUCACCAUUCAGAGGAAGUCCCCACUUAUUCGCAACCAUAAGACCGGAUCCAUGGAGGUCCUGUCGGAAACAUCCUCCUCCAAAGUCGGCAGUUACCGCCUCUUCUCGUUCUGCUCUCGUCAGUCCCCGGAGAUGAAACAAAGCGGAUUAGGCUCUCAGUGCGCUGGGCUCUUCAGCACCACUGUCCUGGGUGGGUCCUCUAGCGCCCCCAACCUGCAGGACUACGCACGCGCGCACCGCAAAAAAUUCUCCACCAGCAGUCUGUCCUACAAAGACGAGUUGUUGUCUAUGCCGGCAGUAAAACGAUUUUCUGUGUCGUUUGCAAAGCAUCCGACUAAUGGAACACAAGAUGACACCUCCACCGUUGCAGUGGCCCCAUCACGCUGGUGCACUGCGGCAGAGCCCCUGGAGGAGCACCACGUGGCCCAGUUGUUGAGGCGUUUCUCCACCGACCUCAGCCUGGGCCGCCACCUCUCUCUGGACCGGGCACUGGCCCACCACCUCCACCAGUGCUCCUACCACCUCCGCCUCUUCCGAAACUGGCUCAUCUCCGGCCACGAUCCCCUAGAGUACCUCCACGGCUUUGAAGGAUGCUCCAUGGUGCCCUCCAUCUAUCCUCUGGAGACGCUGCACAACUCACUGUCUCUGAAACAGGUUAGCGAGUUCCUCACGAGCGUGUGCCAGAACGCAGGGGAUCCACACACUAGGACCACCAGAGCUCUGUCAGCCAUGUUUGGCGCACACAGCCAGCCGUCAGUAGACUCGUACAUCCCUCAAAGGGUCCUCUCUUCCUCCAUCUCGCUCAGAUCUCGUUCUGACAGGCCUCCUUGGUACAGCAGCGGUCCAUCCAGUACCGUAUCCAGCGCUGGGCCCUCCUCUCCCACCACGGCUGACACCUCCCCGAGGUUCAGCUUCAGCGAUAAGAUCUCCCUCACUCCUCAGAGCAGCGAGGAAACCCACUCAUCUCAAAACCUUUCUGCUCAGCUGGCACCUGCGGUUGCGUCACCAGCCCACGAAUCAACCGACUCUGCUGUUCCAAACCUCGCCGAAGUCCCUUUGACUCCAAAUAACUCGCCAGAAGAUGAUCUGGAGCCGUGUGCAGUCACCGACCAGAAGCCCGACAACCCUGCGCCACCGCUGGAAGUGGAAGAGGGGCCUUCGUUAGCUGCCGAUCCCUCAGAUCCCAGCCUCAGGCCUCCGUGCUCGGCUUUAGCUGAACUCUCUCUGGGUCGGAUGGAGGGUUACUGCCUCCCAGGCUCCCUGCCUGUGCUGCUGGAGCUCAGAGAGAGCAGCAGCGAGGCAGGCUCCAGCUCCCAGACACCCCAGUCCCCAGAGGGGCCUGACGAAUUCUUUGACACCCAUGAGUCCAUGGAGUUGUGGACGGACAGUCCAGAAAGCCUCCCGCAUCAAGAGACGCCCCUGGAGGCUGGAUGCACUAACACGGGCGAGCCGUAGAGGUUCCAGCAUUCAUCAUUAAUAUGAACAGCGUAGUAUUGAACUGAGCUACAACUAUCCAGGCCUUCCCUUUUCUCUCUUGUGACUCUGAUGAGUGAUCUCGGGCAGCUCUGUGUUGGAGAAUCAGAUGACAGUGCCGUACAUGCUGUUCAUCGCCUGCUCGGUCCUCUGGUUCAGUCCAUCCACGGGUGAAGAUGGGACAGCUUGGGAGAAGGUCAAGCUAAAUAGAAAAGCUUUUUGUUACUGUCACUUGUUCGCUGUUAUAAAUGCCUUUCUUUGAAUGAUUGUAGACACGGGGUCUUAAAUGUGCUAUUAGGCUAAAAGCUUGAGCUAAAUGAGGCUGAAAAGCUGCAGAAAAUUGUCCAAGAUGAUUUUCUUUUUUUCUUGAUUUAUUGUGACCAUAAAGUUACUGAUUAACGGAGCUUUAAAUUGUGUUACGUGUGCUGGAUGUAUAUCUACUUUCACAGUACCAGCUUUCAGGGCAUGUUGGUGUGGCUAAUGAUCGCUAGCGAGCAGCGAGCUUUCUGUUUGUUCCUCAGUACAGGAACUAAAAGAUCAAACGCAGACUCUGAAAAAUACAAUCAGCAAAUCUUCUGCUUUUCGUCAAUCUGCAGCGUCCCUCUGGUGCCGGGCGUCCGUGGCACUGCAUGUUUGAUUUUUAAAGAGGCUGAAGCUGAGUGGAAGUCUCCGGGUCAAACCGUGUGUGCACUGCUUACUGCCAAAGUCCUCAAGCCUCAUUACAAAGUUAAUAUAAUCAGUAGGAAAUGAUAGAGGAAAUAUUUAUUUUGAAACGGCAUCUAAAAACAAAAGUCUGUAUUUUUAAUACCCACACAUCGGAUAUGGAAUUGUACCACAGCUACUGUGUAUAUUUGUGUUUUUGUAAAGUCACGACGUGAUGCAGGAAGGAUCCGAAAGCUAAUCUUUUAUGUCAUCACUGAACAAACGGGAGGGGCAUUUUACAUUCGGUGUGCUUUUUAAUGUGGCGACCAGUUAUGUAGCAGCCGUGUGCGUGGAGCCGGGCGCACGCGCUUGAUUCAGGUAGUCGAGGAUGCUGACGUGCAAUUGCGUGUUCAAUCAGUCCGGUUUCGUGUUACAUCACAAAGUACUGCAGGUGAAAUCCACGACUCUGAGUUUGGGAAACUCUGACCUGUCUGUGUGUGCAGAAUAAAAACGUGACACCAGUGUGGCCCUGCUGUCUUCUUGAGCUCAUGUUUUUUGUGCACGAUGGGUUCAUAUAUGUCCUUCUGACUUACUUAUAGCGUGCAGGUUCUAUCCCUCAGAUAUAAGGAUGUCAUCUUUGGUUUCUGCAGCUUCCAUUUCACUCCACACGGUCGCAUUGAAGCUGAAGUUGCAUGUAGCCAAACUGUUGGGAGCAAAAGAGAAUUAAAUCUCCAAACUAACGACCACUCAGGAACGAGCUGUCCCAGCCUGGCACUGGGGCCAGUGCCCCCAGAAGUUUAAUCUCCAUGGUCGCUGAUGGGUUCCCAGAGCAAUAAACUACUGAAGCAACAUGAAGCUGUCGGCGUGUUGCUGAAAGAAUGUGGUUGUGUGGAUCAUUGAUGCAAACAGGGAACGAAGGCCGAAUGCUCCGAUCCAACAGAGGAGCUGCUGCAGCUCAAACUCCAAAAGAAGUCUGAUGCUGGUUCUGGUAAAAAGGUGUAAUAGUGUUAGUGUUAGUAAAUGCCUGUUAAUUUAAAUUGACUUGAGACAGCUGGGGUGGCUCCAGCCCCCCAGCGACCGUAAAUUGAAAGCAUCUUCUUACGUAUCCAAUCUACUGCCAAGCCGUUAUUCAAGGUGUUCAAGUUGAUGUCAGGACUUGCAGGUUGAUCCACUCUAAACACAAUUUUGUUUUCUUUAUGAUGCUGGCUCUGUUCAUCAUCAUCAUCAUCAUUUAUUUAUAUAGCACUUUAAAAACACACCUGGUAGACCAAAGUGCUGUACAAUACAAAUAUGCAUAUAGUAAUAAGAUAGCAGAAACCAGACAUAGCAAUAAAAUUAAUUUAAAAAAAAAAUGUCAGUUACCCACAGAGUUAAAAGCCAGGGAAUAAAAAUAGGUUUUUAAUAAAGACUUAAAAACUGGCACUGAUGUAACCUGUCUAAUAUGGAGAGGAAGGUUAUUCCAAAGCAUCGGCGCUGCAACAGAGAACGCUCGGUCUCCUCUAAGUUUCAGCUGUGACUUUGGGACUGAAAGCAACAGCAGCUCAGCUGACCGAAGUGUGCAUAAAAAAUCAAACCAUUUCAUUUUGGGGGUGCUUCAGCACCCCCAAAAUGAAUCAAAGCACCCCCAAAGAUUUCUUACUUUUCUGACAAUAUUUGCUGUUUGUGUGACACACUACUAAAAAUAUAAAAAGCAUACAGUACUUGGUUAAGAUGUAACAUUUUAACAACAAAGUAUAGAUGCCCCCCCCCUCCCAAAAUGGUUUGUUCCAGCUCGCCUCUCCCCUGCUCUGGCUCUAGCGCCCUGCUGCCAGAGCGAUGGUGUCAGACGCAGCGGAGCGGAGGUGGAGUGCCUGGCUUAAAACAGGACAUGUUAGCUGCAUUUAACCUUCAGUUACUCUUAUAUCGUUAGGUAGAAGUCAGACCAUGUUUCUUUUUAGCUGAAAAACAUUACACCAGGUAACCUGCAGUGUUGAAAACGUGUUUUCCAACGAUGUUUGCUACCCUACAAUCCUACUCUGUAGUAAAAUCAGCGACAUUUGACCGUCCUGUUGCUCCCAUUGAAAGUUGUACAGCCUAUUUAAAAUCUAAAACUUAAAAUUGUCUGUAGCCUGCUGUUGUUACCACUGUCCUGUUUGAAAUGGAAUGAGAGGAGCAAAUGAUCCAUUAAUAAAGGAUAAUGUUGGAUCAGUG
Messenger RNA from Pelmatolapia mariae (spotted tilapia), 7185 nucleotides. RefSeq names its product diphosphoinositol pentakisphosphate kinase 1a (gene ppip5k1a). Gene Ontology annotation, molecular function: 5-diphosphoinositol pentakisphosphate 1-kinase activity; inositol hexakisphosphate kinase activity; diphosphoinositol pentakisphosphate kinase activity. The record is from RefSeq and is a predicted model, not a curated record. Gene Ontology annotation, cellular component: cytosol. The coding region runs from base 1 to 4335 and encodes 1444 amino acids. NCBI's taxonomy places the organism in Eukaryota, Metazoa, Chordata, Actinopteri, Cichliformes, Cichlidae. The transcript has 31 exons. Gene Ontology annotation, biological process: inositol phosphate biosynthetic process; inositol metabolic process.